Messenger RNA from Penicillium nucicola, 909 nucleotides. RefSeq lists its product as uncharacterized. The record is from RefSeq and is a predicted model, not a curated record. NCBI's taxonomy places the organism in Eukaryota, Fungi, Ascomycota, Eurotiomycetes, Eurotiales, Aspergillaceae. The transcript has a single exon. The coding region runs from base 1 to 909 and encodes 302 amino acids.
AUGCGAUUGGCAAUUGCUGGAUCGGGUGACCUGGCGAGCUAUCUCGUCGAAGAGUUCACGGCAAAGGGCCAUGAUGUGGUACUGCUCACUCGCAGCCUGAAACCCCGGUUCAGUGACCUGUCGCAGGUGAAGCAAGUGAUUGUGGAUUAUGCGGCGGUCGAAUCAAUCGUCAACGCAAUCUCGGACUGUGAAGCCAUGAUCUCCACGAUUCUCGACUACUCGGAGGGCUUCAUCGAUGUGCAUCUUGCCUUAAUUGAGGCAUGCAAGCGAAGCCCCCUUUGCAAGCGGUUCAUUCCCUCCGAGUUUGGAGGCAACCUUGAAACACACCCCCAUCAGCCCGAGUUCUACUUCCGCACACGCGAACCAGUCCGUAAGGUCCUCCGUGCGCAAACUGAGUUGGAAUGGACUUUGAUUUCCGUGGGCUGGUUGAUCGACUACGUUGUCCCAGCAAAGAACCGGUAUCUCAAGGAUAUUGGACCUGCAUUCCCGAUUGAUCUUGAGAAUCAAACAAUACUCAUCCCGGGCACUGGGUUAGAGCCAGUCAAUGUUACGUGUGCUCGGGAUGUGGCAAAGAGUCUCGUCGCUCUGUUGAGAAGCGCAAAGUGGGAUACGUACACCUACAUCACCGGAGAGAAGACAUGCUGGGCGGACAUUAGCCGCGCUUUUACCGAAAAGUACCCUACUUUUUCUAUAUCUCACAAGGAUAAGGCAAUUCUCGAGCAGGAGGCAAAGGAAGGUGGAGAUGAGGCGCUCUUCGCUGAAUAUCAACUGUUUUCUGUCACGGGAGCAGCUUGUUUCGACGAUGCUAAGGUCCUGAACCAGCGGGAGAGAUUUUUCCCCGAAAUUCGCUUCCGAAAUAUCCAGGAUCUUUUUGGGGCUGUUGAUAAAGACAAUCAGGUCAUAGUUUGA